AUGUGUAUCGUUAUUAAUAUAUAUAUUUUUGUUAUUUGUCUAAUUUAUAUAAGACCGAAUUUUAGCCAAAUUACGAGUGAAUAUGAAGGAUAUGCCGAAAUUUGUGAAAAGCCAGCCAAUGAAAAUGAAUCGAGCGUAUACUGCAUGAAGGAUCAUAAAAGGAAAAAUUCAAAAUAUGUUUAUAAACAUAUAGUGAGGAUGUUUUUUGAAAAACAUACUUUAAAUAAUAAUAAAAUAGCCUUAAUAGAACAUGAAUGUGGGGAACCUCAAAAUUAUAUGACUUAUGGAAAUUUUUUUAAAAAAAUAUUAUCGUUCAGUAAUUCUUUGAAUAAACAUGAGGUCUUUAAUAUUCCAGAAAAAACAUAUAACGAAGAAAUGAAUAAUGGUAAAUUUAAGUUAUUAGGUUUAUAUGGUAGUAAUUCUAUAAAUUGGCUAGUUGCCGAUUUGGGGGCUAUGAUUAGUGGAGUUACUACUUUAGUGAUGCAUUCGAAAUUUAGUAUAGAUGUAAUUGUAGGUAUAUUAAAUGAAACAAAAUUGGAAUGGUUAUGUUUAGAUUUAGAUUUAGUUGAAGGUUUAAUGGCGCGUAGAAAUGAAUUACCACACUUGAAAAAUCUUAUAAUUUUAGAUACUAUAGCUAAACAAGGUAUAAUAAAUUCAAAUAAUGAAAAGGAAAAAAAAAAGUGUAAUUUAAAAACGAACGGGAAUUUAUAUAAUGAAAAAGGAAGUGAAUUAUCGAAAAUAUCGGAGGAUAUAAGGUUGAGUCCAAGUGAAUGUGAUAAAAUAAAAUUACAAAUGUUUAAUGCUUUAAAAGAAAAAUUUCAUAAUUAUGUGGAAAAAAUAUUACUGUUUGAUGAUAUGACAAAUAGUGAAAAUACAAAAUUUAAUAUUAUAAAUGAGGAUCCUAAUUUUAUUGCCUCUAUUGUAUAUACAUCUGGAACAUCUGGGAAACCCAAAGGUGUUAUGUUGAGCAAUAAAAAUUUAUUUAAUGAAUUAUAUUCCUUAUUCAAUCAUAGUAUAAGAGAAAGAUAUAGUUUUCAAUAUCAUUUAUCGUAUUUACCAAUAUCACAUGUAUAUGAAAGAACGUUUUCGUAUUGUAUUAUAUUGUUUGGUGGAACACUAAAUAUAUGGAGUAAGGAUCUAAGUUAUUUUUCCAAAGAUAUAUUUAAUUCAAAAGAUUUUAUAAUGGGAGGAGUACCUAAGGUUUUUAGUAGAAUUUAUACUAAUAUUAUGACAGAAAUUAAUAAUUUACCACCUAUUAAAAGAAGCAUUGUAAAAAAAGUAAUAUCCCUACGUAAAUCUAAUAAAAAUGGAUGGUUAGAUAAAUUUCUUGAAAGUAUUUUUCAUGUAUCGCAUAAAAUAAAAGAGAAAAUAAAUCCAAAUUUAGAAAUUAUAUUAAAUGGUGGUGGAAAGUUAUCAGGAGAUGUUGCCAAGGAAUUAUGUACUUUAUUAAACAUCAAUUAUUGUCAAGGUUAUGGAUUAACCGAAACUGCAGGUGCUAUUUUUGGUACCAAUGAAGGAGAUUCCGAUUUUGAAUCUAUAGGAGGACCUAUUUCUCCUAGUACAAAAUAUAAAGUAAGAUCAUGGGAAAAAUAUAAAGCUACGGACACUUUACCAAAAGGAGAAUUAUUAAUUAAAAGUGAUUCUAUAUUUAAAGGAUAUUUUUUAGAAAAGGAAGAUACAAAAAGAUGUUUUACUCACGAUGAUUAUUUUAUAACAGGGGAUGUGGUUCAAAUUAAUAAGAAUGGUUCUUUAACAUUUUUGGAUAGAUCAAAGGGUUUGGUUAAAUUAUCUCAAGGAGAAUAUAUAGAAACGGAUUUAUUGAAUAAUCUAUAUUCACAGAUUUCUUUUAUAAACAGUUGUGUUGUUUAUGGUGAUGAUUCAAUGGAUGGUCCACUGGCCAUUAUUUCCGUAGAUAAAAGUUUAUUUUUCAAAAGUUUAAAAGAUGAUAAUAUGUUAGAACAAUGUGGUGUUAGCGAGAACAAUUAUGUGGAUAAACUAACUGACGAUAACAUAAAUAAAAAUAUUUUUGUUGAUUAUGUUAAAGAAAAAAUGUUAGAAGUUUAUAAAGAAACAAAUUUAAAUAGAUAUAAUAUUAUUAAUCACAUAUUUAUAACUUCAAAAACAUGGGACACGAAUAAUUACCUUACUCCAACAUUUAAGGUAAAAAGAUUCAAUGUAUUUAAAGAGUAUGCAUUCUUCAUUGAUGAGGUUAAAGAAAUAUAUAAAAAUAAAUUAAAAGGAACUACUAGAUCAAGUAGUAUUAAUGAUAAAAUUGUUGAAAAAAAGGAUGGAAAAAAUUCUAAAGAAACAUUUCCCAACAGUGAACAUAAUAAUUUACACAAGUCAAAACGAAUGUAUCCUGAAAACAAAUUGGAAAAAAUGGAAGAAAUCACUGAAAAUAAAAAAGUUAAAUUAAGAGCUACAAAUCUAACGCAAGAAAAGGAACAAAAUAAUUGA
Plasmodium reichenowi is the source of this 2457-nucleotide messenger RNA. RefSeq names its product acyl-CoA synthetase. Bases 1 to 2457 code for a protein of 818 amino acids. Gene Ontology annotation, molecular function: long-chain fatty acid-CoA ligase activity. NCBI's taxonomy places the organism in Eukaryota, Apicomplexa, Aconoidasida, Haemosporida, Plasmodiidae. The record is from RefSeq and is a predicted model, not a curated record. The transcript has a single exon. Gene Ontology annotation, cellular component: endoplasmic reticulum; membrane.